GCUGCAUACGCUCUACUGCUAUCGUUUCUUUUGUCGCAUGGCCUUCGCCCAACUGGCGUAGGACCACGGGAUCUCUCACAAGCGAUUGCACUUGUGCUUGCAUCUCCGUUGGCGCAGAACUGUGAGGCUCGUCGCCGACUCAUGACUGCCGCGACUGAAGGUGGCUACCUUACAAGUCUUACAUCAUCUAUAGGAGGACUAGGAGGUGGAGGAAAAGGUGGUGGAUUUGCAGGAAGAAGCAGUGUCAGUGGUGCUGGUGGUGGUGGUAGUAGCCAACAUGGUAAUCGAUCCACUGUUCUGCAUUCUGCCAGCGGAACUGGCUUUGGUAGUCUUAGUGGGUUUGGCCGCCUGUUUUCUGCCGGUGCUGGCAGCGGAACUAGCAACGGAGGUAGUCUUACAGGAUCUAGUUAUGCGCUCCUCAAUGGCUCCAACUCAAACCUUCUUUCCGGAAUUGGUGGAGUCGUGUCUGGGGCUAGGGUCGGGGACUUGGGCAGGCUUGCUGGGAAUCAACAUCCUCAGCAGCUCCCAGUCAAUUUGCAUCCCCUUGCUGGAGGAAAUAUGGGUAUAUCAACAAGCAGCAUCUCACUUAUUCCGCAUGUUCCGCUUACACAUUGUUCUCCAGCACUUCAAGCGGAUGCCGGUAACGGCUUCAUGGAGAACUCGAUGACGACAUCAUGCAUUGCUACUUCGCUGACUGGAGGGGGCGUUGGCAACGAAUUGGAGAAUAUGAUGGCAUUUGGUCUUCCUCAGGCGCCGUGGCCCUUUAGGCAUGGCUGGUUGGAUGGCUUAUUUGCCCUCAGCAAUGCAGCUUGUCGAUAUUUGAAUACUGCUUUAGCUUAA
Messenger RNA from Protopolystoma xenopodis, 840 nucleotides. Lineage: Eukaryota; Metazoa; Platyhelminthes; Monogenea; Polystomatidea; Polystomatidae. The record is from the annotation of a GenBank genome assembly.